AUGGAAAGGAAAAAACUGCACGUUCCAAUUGAAGGCUCAAAAAUAGUGUGCUCAAAAGACUGUUUAAGAAAGAAGAAUAAUGAAGAGGAUAUGCUUAAGAAAAUGGAGGAAGCAAUUGACAACUACAAGAAAGACCUGGCUGAGAGGGACUCAAAACUGGAAAUCCUAGAGUCGGAGGCUGAACAAAAAGUAAACUAUUUACUGGAAGAACUGGAAAAUAGAAGAAAAGAAGAUGAAGCAAAAGCAAACUACAUUAAAAGGUUGAAAAGAGCAUCUAUAGACUUCCAGGAUGAGGUUAUGACUACUGAAGAAAAUUUAUUGGAAAAAAUCAGGGAUUUGGAAAGUCAUAUAGCUAGGCUCCAUACUGAAAAAACGCAGCUUGAUCAAAGAAUCUUAGAGCUACAAGAAGAACUACACGAAGCUAUGACUCAGCUUACGAAACUCCAAGGAAAUCUAAAUGAAAAUGAUUUACUGAAGAAUAACAUGCUUACUUCAAUCGAAACACUAUCAAUUGAAAAUGAACUAUAUAGAGGAGAGCUGAAGAAACUGCAUAAUGCUAAUUUUGAACUCGAGCAGGAAUUCAAAGGAAUUCAGCAAGAGAAAGGUCUCGAAAAAAAGCCAUGUGCGAAUAAAAAUCUCCCGUCAGACCAAAUACUCAGAAAUCCGCCCCGAUCACCCCCGAGAAUACCUACUCAAGGUAUUUAUAAGAAACCAUCUAAUAAAAAAAAAUGCUUUUGA
Messenger RNA from Phaedon cochleariae (mustard beetle), 738 nucleotides. The record is from the annotation of a GenBank genome assembly. Lineage: Eukaryota; Metazoa; Arthropoda; Insecta; Coleoptera; Chrysomelidae.